Drosophila suzukii is the source of this 4199-nucleotide messenger RNA. NCBI's taxonomy places the organism in Eukaryota, Metazoa, Arthropoda, Insecta, Diptera, Drosophilidae. The record is from RefSeq and is a predicted model, not a curated record.
ACCACCAUAUUAUUUUACUUUGCUAAAUACAAAAUCUCGAAAGACAGCAAUUUGGUAAACCAUUUUAUAAAAGAACUUUCAAAAAAAUAAAAUAAUUUUUAAACAUCAUUUUAAAGUUGAGACUGGAUGUGUAGGGACCAACAAGAAAACAAAAUUAUUAAAUGAAAUUUCAUGAGGAAAUUGACCAAUGUAUUGAACAAAUUAAAGGACAGAUAAUUGGUCAGCAUUUUUAAUACCUUCUAAACACAAAAACUAUGUUCAUGAAUCGAGGUGGACAUGAUCUGCAUAUCGACGCAUAUCAAAAAUCACGUGGAUCAUUCAAACCACUAAACAAGUAUGGUUUACAGGGUAGCAAGGCUGUGCCAAGAUGCAGUAGCUGGAUCAGUUAGGAAAUGUUUUCGGUGUGGGGAUUCGUCGCACAUGAAGAAAGACCAACCAAUGUCGUUUAGAACGAUAAAGUCGUUUCACAACCAUCGCGUGAGUCCUUUUCUUCGAGCUUGGAAUUGUAUCUGUGAUUUGUCGGAAUACAGAAUUCAAGGGACUUGUGGACACAGGUACUGAACUGUGUUUGAUGCGUAGGAGUGUGUUCUUAAAGCUAGGCGUUGGAGUAGGCAGUCUGAUGGGUAGUCAGAGAGUUUUGACAGGUAUCGGUGAAAGUCAGGUCCUAACAUUCGGAAGCUUCAUUACAAAGGUUGUUAUCGAUGGAAUCGACAUGUCGGUCGAGUUUCAUGUUAUACCUGAUGAUGAUAUGAAGUUUGACGCAAUCUUAGGCACAACAAUCUUAAACAACGUUGACAUGAUGGUAACCAAGUCUGGCACUAUAUUUUCGCCAAGAGUUCGAAGUGUUCAGCAAAGACCAAUGACAGGAUCAGACGAUAACCAGGCAGGGCAAAGUACUUGUAUGCAGCUUAUUAGCGAGUUCGAAAGUCCAUGCAUGAUCAGCACGAAAGACUCUAACAGUCUCGGAAGUAGAUUUGGAUUUGAGUCAGGAGGUAUCUUCUGAAGUGGAGUCAUUGAUCGAUAGUUACAAGCCAGAAAGAAAACUCACUUCCCAAGUCGAAAUGAAGAUCUUGUUGACAGACGAUCUGCCUGUUUUCCAACAUCCGAGACGAUUAGCUUAUUGCGAUCAGAAGAUUGUCGAUGACCAAGUUCAAGAUUAACUAGAGGAAGGGAUAAUCAUCCUAGUACAUCUGAGUUUGCUUCGCCAGUGGUGCUUGUAGAUAAGAAGAACGGGAAGAAGCGCUUGUGUUGCGAUUAUAGAAAGUUAAAUGAAAAGAUUGUUCGAGAUAACUUCCCAACAGCUUAAAUGGACUGUGUGAUCGAAAAGCUACAGGGUGGGCAAGUUUUUACAACUCUAGAUUUGACUAAUGGUUUCUUUCACCUGCCUGUUUCGCCAGAAUCCCAAAAGUAUACAUCGUUCGUAACUCAGAGUGGUCAGUAUGAGUUCCUGUUUGUACCUUUCGGUAUAACAAACUCUCUAGCAGUGUUUACCAGGUUUGUCAUGGCAGUUAUGCGUGAUUCAAUUAAGAACGAGGAUGCGGUUGUAUACAUGGACGAUGUUAUCAUUUUUGGAAGUGGCACAAGGAAAUGGCUUGCGCAUAAAUUGGAGUAAGUGUCAGGCUACGUCGUUGAAAGCGGUACCAUCAAGCCAGGCAAUGAGAAAACUCAAGCAGUUGCUGAUUUUCCGAUUUCGCGCGACAAGAAAUGAGUCCAAAGAUUUUUAGGAUACGCCGUAAUUGCCAAGCGACAUGUUGCACAAGGAUGUGAGGUUCGAGUUUCAGGACCAGCAAUUAGCAGCAUUUAAAAAGCUAAAAGAAGCGUUGGUCAGUGGACCGGUUUUUAAGCUCUAUAAUCAUUCGCUUGUCAUGGAAAUUCAUACCGAUGCAUUCAAAUUCGGAUUUGGAGCCGUUUUGCUUCAACGAGAUCCCUGUGAUAACUUGUGGCAUCCAGUUUUCUACAUGAGCCGUAAAACCAAGCUAUGUGAGGAAAAGUAUCAUUCCUAUGAACUGGUAGUACUUGCAGUUAUUGGAAAAAAGUUUAAAAUUAUUACGGACUGUAACGUUUUACCAUGACCAUGAAGAAGAAAGAGAUUCCGCUCAGAGUGUCUAGAUGGGCGAUGUACCUACAAGAUUUCGACUACGAAAUAGAGCACAGGUCAGGUUCGAAGAUGAGACACGUCGAUGCGUUGAGUAGGGUGUCAUGUUAUACGUUGACUGACAGUUUGUUUCAUCGUUUGCGGGAAGCACAGCUAUUAGAUGAUUGGACAAAGGUGCUUAAAAGUGUCGUUAAGAUCAAAGGCUAUGAAGACUUCUACAUAGUGAACGAAUUUCUGUUUGAAGAUCCUAAUAAAGAGUUGCUAAUAUUUCCUUCACUCAUGGAAACCGAGAUUAUCCAAAACAGUCACAAGAAAGGACAUUUCUCAUCUAAUAAAACUGAGGAUUUGAUUGAGAAGUCGUUCUACAUUCCGAAGCUAAAAGAUAAAGUAAUAGUGUCAGAUCGUGGAGCUGCAUUCACAUCCCACCUGUUCAAAGAGUACUGCGAUACCAUAGCAGAGUGCAUGAAGGCAUUCGGGACGAAUCCUGCGUCAGGAGGGCCGAUUUUGGGAUGCGGUACUGGAGAGACAAUGACCACUAGAAGCGGUCUCACCUACUGAUCUAAUAUCUUUCCCUUUCUGUAUUCGAUAUUCCUAAGUAACACUCGAUAUUCCUAAGUUGUAUUCGAUACCCAGUUUCAACGUGAGUGAAAAGUGGCCACGCACCGACAUACUCACUCGCUGCCAGAAUCUCGGACAGUUCUAUAGCACACGUAUAUUUUGUAAAACCUAAGUUAACCAGUCGAAUGUGAAUAAAGCAUAUUAUCAUACUAUUCAAGUCAGCGUUAUCUUUUCUAAAAAGAGGACCCUGCAGAACUUUUAAUAAUUUAUAAAAGUUCCAAAAAAUAAAACACAAGUGCGAGAUAUAUUACACUAGAGCCAUUUCCCAAGCCGAUGGGAAAUUAUUAAUAAAUAAUCAGCAUACUAUGUGUCUCACUAACUCACCGACUCAACGGUACACCGACCCACCAAUGCAGUCAGCAAAAUUUGCAGUGUCAGCCGAGGCAACUAGGCAAACUGCUUCCAUAAUCAAAACUCCCUGACCUUCUUUAGAAUAUAUCUUAUUUCACUAUUCUAAACUUCUGUGUUCCAAGUACUAUAUAAGCAUGUAUAAAUUUAAGAAUAAAUCAGUUAUCAACGCAACUUCUAACGCCGCGGUUCUAGUUUCACGACCGGGAAUAGAGCUCGUUAUCCUAAACUAUCUCAACUAGCAGCUAAACUACGUUAGCUCGAUCGUAGUGCAGUUCCCGCAUCGCCUGUGGUCCGGCUUCGUAGUAACCAUCGUUACCAUUGCCGCGACGCGAUCGAACUGCGAUCAAAGCGUCCCCUUGCCAGCGACAAGUGCUCACUACCGCCUUGUCCCAGAAGUGUCUACUUCGGCUAGGCACAAACAAAAAGAACAGACAUUAUCCAAGAUGGUACACUUUUAAUAAAUGGUAACAAUAUAGUCAACAACUCCGAAUUAAACGGAUCGUUCCUAAUAACAUUAAAUGGUACAACCAAAUUUAAUAACUACUCAUAUACCAAUUAAGAGAACAGAAUUCUUAACUACGAACCACUUCAAAUACUAUGAAAUAUAUGAUUAUAUUUUAUCAUAUAACUCAGAACUCUCUUUGGAUAGUAUAAACAUUUUUAAUCCAUUCAUUAAACUUAAUAAUACCAAAAUAUCUAUAUUUUUUAUAUUAUUAACUUGAGUAAUUUGAUUUCUUAACCAAUUAUUAUAUACAAAAAUAUAUUUUUAACCAAAAAACAACGGCCAGAACUAGGAAAACCUAUUAGCGAAGAAGAAUUUGUAAAGGAAUCAAGACAUCGCUUAAACAAAUAGAGUUAUGAUGAAUCCGGGCGGUCAAUUUUAGAAGGGGGAGAGUUAUCCACCCCGUGAAACUGUUCCACUUAUGGAAUUAAUAAAGAAUUUUUUUAAUUCAAUCUCAGCGAUAUUGCCUUCGGCGAUAUUAGCCUUUGCCUUUGUCAUUAAAUUCGAGGGCCGCGCUUGACUGUCCUGCCAAACUCUCACGAUCAAAGUCCAAGCUUUUGCGUUCUAAGUUCAGAUCAUAUUGUGUUCCAAUUUUCAAUCAAAUUUCAUCGGUCAGCAUAAUUUCAUUUCACA